AUGACCGCUCAGUCAAAACCCGAUGCGGACAACAGUAUCACAGGAAAUGCCACCAUUUCCGUCCCAACCGAAUCAACAAGUCAAUUUCCCUCUAUCAUAGAACAACUCGUCAACUUUCGAGAUCCACAUUUCAAGAUCGAUGAUAUCACCAAUCAAUGUCUAUGGAUAGAUGUCGAAACUUCCGGCAGUUUGAUUCAGGCCAAUCCACGAUUCCCUCGUACUUUCGUUCAUUCCAACAACUUCAUCGAUCAUAUACUCCCUCAGAGUUUAAGACGAGUUUGUCAGAUGCUCGAGCGGGCGCCAAAAGCUCUUUCCGAAGUUUCAUAUCAACUGUCAACGAUUUCAUCGAGAGCAGCGCGUAGUGAGGGCACUCAUCUUUGGGGCGAUCAACACGUGGGUACUCUCUUGGGGGAGAUAUAUGUAGAACUAUUUGGGCAAUUGUCAUGCUCUCCCGACUGCAGCGACGUCGUCAAGACGAUGAAUUCGAGGAUAAAAGCACGCAGAUGGAGGACCGUGUUGCAAAGAUUUGUUUCCAACGAGUACUCAAGACUUGUCCUUGAAGACGACCCAUAUUCGGAUGCAGCGGUGAAAAGGGCCAUCAUCGAGAUUCGUUCCGAGAAGACGGUCCCUACUGGGGUCUUCAAAGCUAUUGUUCGAGCCGUUCGUUCAGGCCGAGUGAAGGUUGAUGAGAAUGGACAAGCAGUCAUCACCAGGAGGGUGUUCCGUAAGGCUUUGGGUGUCAAGAAUGUGGAUAACGUCCAACGUCUGUUAACUCAUAUGUGGUGUCAGAUGUUACAUAAUCGAGUUCGUCUUGCUCUUCUCACCUCACACGAGUGUACUCUAGUAUUAUACAUCGACAACGGCGGCAUUCAAGUCAGCGACAAUAUCCGUCUAGAUGGGACGUCCGUUGCGUCACCAUGUCGAGCUCUGCAACCUUUAUAUUUUGCGAUUAGCUCCGGUGAUCCCGACAUCUUCACUCCGCCUUCUCAUCUCUUUCAAGGGUCGGCUGUCAGUCAGGCCGUGGAGCCGAUGAACCUCAACUGGGCAUGCUACCCCAAUUACGAAGCACCCACUCGGAUACUAUCAUUCACAUCUGCAUUGGCAGUGAGGGGAUCGCCAUCAAGUUUUGAAUCGUACAAUGAUCCGUCUUCACCCGUGCAAGACGAAGCCUCAGUGGAGCAACUUGGCUCGCCAUCUCUCUACACUCGCUUAUCACCUGAGUAUACCAUCGAGAAGGUCAGAGAAGAAGAGUAUUCCCACUCUCUCUUACGAGCCCGACGGUGGCCGGCACUUCUACAUGGUCCAGUACCACCUGAUAUCCUGCAAGGCGACUCUCUUCCCGUGCUCCGUCCCAACAAUAGAACCGACCGCUUUCGCUUGAAGAAUCUCCUCCAUCCGAAAGCAUCACGUUAUGCCCCUAGCAGACGCGGCGAUGAGCGACCAUUGGUAUUUCAGCCUCAAGCAGCGAAUCUCGAAGAGAUAUUGUCUGUUGGAGCGGUUUGGGAUGUUUUUCGCUUGACCUGUCCGCCUCAAAGCGUCCCUUUUCCCUUCCCACUCAUCGGCAAGGUCAUCACGAUAGAGUGCUUCGAAGUAGAGACAGACCCAAUGCAAGACUAUGAUCAGUGGCGCCGAGGAGGACUCUCUCAAGAUCAGGUUCGCGCCAAGGUCAAGAAUGAGUAUCGCGUUUUGGUGGAGAUUGGAAAGCUCGAUCCUCCCAUCGUGCCCCGGAUCGUGGGACUAUGGGGCAGCUUACAGAGGGAUUUUCAGGUCUGGAUGAUGGUCAUGGAAGAUGCCGGAGAAGAGAUUGAACUAAGUCCAAGCGAAGAAGAUGCAAACUCACUCGCAGUGCUGCCAUCUUCGCCUUAUACGACCGGCUCCACGCCGCUGGCUAUCUUCAUGGCGAUGUCUCCCCACGGCACCUUCGUCGUCGCCCCCAGUCUGCGUCAGAACCAUCAGCGAUACGAUUAA
Messenger RNA from Tremella mesenterica DSM 1558, 1968 nucleotides. RefSeq lists its product as uncharacterized. NCBI's taxonomy places the organism in Eukaryota, Fungi, Basidiomycota, Tremellomycetes, Tremellales, Tremellaceae. The transcript is spliced from 5 exons. The record is from RefSeq and is a predicted model, not a curated record. Bases 1 to 1968 code for a protein of 655 amino acids.